CUUCGCCAGCGAUCCGCUUCAUGUCGCGCCCGGCCAGCGCGAAGCUGGGAGCCAGGAGCGUCUCCACUUCGAAGCGCGAGGCUCCGAAGCUGGAGCAGACGGAGGGCCCUGACCUGCGCGCCGGCAGCUCGGUGGAGCGGUUCCAGGUGGACUGCGCGCGCCUGGAGGAGGAGCUGCGCGUGGUGCGCAAGGAGCUGGCCAAAGUGCAGGGAGAGUAUGCGGACGUGCUAGAAGGCGAGCAGGCCUCCCACUUCGAGUGGCUGGCCAGCUGGCACCAGAAGCUCCUGGCGGCCAUGGGGGCGCCGAACGCAGGCGAUGGCUUCCCAGACUUCACAGGCUUCAAGAAGCUGGCGCUCAGGGCGACACAGGACGUAGUGGAGGCCAAGGCGGAGGCGCUGGACCAGGCGAGGGCUGUGCGGCUCCAGCAGCGCACCCAGCGCCUCCAGGAUGAGGUGGCUGCGCGACGGAAGGAGCUGGCAGAGAUCCAGGCCUGCAGAAGAGCCAGUGCCGAGGAGUUGAAGCGCAGCAGACGCGCGCGGGAGAAGGUGAAGCCGCCGGAGGGCCCCAGCACGUCCACGACCAGCGCGUCCACGGCGCAGCGGGUGGCGGAGUUGAAGCUCCGCCACGGCGGCGCCGCCGCGCAUUGCGCGGAUCUCCGGAGGCAGCUCAAGGAACUGCGGGCGGCGGCGCGGCCCAUGUUCUCCCACGUGUACAAGAUCCGCAUGGAGCGCUUGAAGGCCGAGCUGGCGCAGCAGAAGCAGCACCAGCUUCAGGAGGCUGAGGAGGCGAUGCUGCGCGAAGAGACGCGGCAGCGGGCAGCGAUGGACGCGCAGCUGGCGGCGCGGCGGCGCAAGCUGCAGGAGCUGCGUGCGGCCGCCACACAGGAGGCCUCACGUGAAGCCAAGGACCGCAAGAUGCAGGUGGAUGCUCCAGAUGCCGGAGACAAUACGUUUCCUCCAAGCAUUCCUGAGCAGAUGUCUCUCGAAAAGCAAGAGGCAAAGGAGGUGCAAGGUAUGCAGAGAGCCGAGGCAGCAGCAACAUCAGAUGCAGCAGACGAAGCAGAUGCAGAAGAUGCAGACAACGCGGCUGGCACAGACAAGGACAAAGAGGAGGAGACGGGAGAACGGGCAGCCAGGCCAGAAGACGAGGAUGAGGCAGUGCACGAGAAAGAUGUAGCCGCAAGAUCUACUGGUGAGCACGUUCAGUCAGCAGAAGCAGCUGACAUGGUUGCUUUCAGCCUUGCAGAACAUGUGACAGGAAUGAAGGUGGAUGCUCCAGAUGCCGGAGAUAAUACGCUUCCUCCAAGCAUUCCUGAGCAGCUGUCUCUCGAAAAGCAAGAGGCAAAGGAGGUGCAAGGUAUGCAGAGAGCUGAGGCAGCAGCAACAUCAGAUGCAGCAGACGCAGCAGAUGCAGAAGAUGCAGACAACGCGGCUGGCACAGACAAGGACAAAGAGGAGGAGACGGGAGAACGGGCAGCCAGGCCAAAAGACGAGGAUGAGGCAGUGCACGAGAAAGAUGUAGCCGCAAGAUCUACUGGUGAGCACGUUCAGUCAGCAGAAGCAGCUGACAUGGUUGCUUUCAGCCUUGCAGAACAUGUGACAGGAAUGAGGGUGGAUGCUCCAGAUGCCGGAGACAAUACGUUUCCUCCAAGCAUUCCUGAGCAGCUGUCUCUCGAAAAGCAAGAGGCAAAGGAGGUGCAAGGUAUGCAGAGAGCCGAGGCAGCAGCAACAUCAGAUGCAGCAGACGCAGCAGAUGCAGAAGAUGCAGAUGACGCGGCAGGCACAGACAAGGACAAAGAGGAGGAGACUGGAGGAAGGGCAGCCAGGCCAAAAGACGAGGAUGAGGCAGUGCACGAGGAAGAUGUAGCCGCAAGAUCUACUGGUGAGCACGUUCAGUCAGCAGAAGCAGCUGACAUGGUUGCUUUCAGCCUUGCAGAACAUGUGACAGGAAUGAAGGUGGAUGCUCCAGAUGCCGGAGACAAUACGCUUCCUCCAAGCAUUCCUGAGCAGCUGUCUCUCGAAAAGCAAGAGGCAAAGGAGGUGCAAGGUAUGCAGAGAGCCGAGGCAGCAGCAACAUCAGAUGCAGCAGACGAAGCAGAUGCAGAAGAUGCAGACAACGCGGCUGGCACAGACAAGCGCAAAGAGGAGGAGACGGGAGAAAGGGCAGCCAAGCCAAAAGACGAGGAAGAGGCAGUGCACGAGGAAGAUGUAGCCGCAAGAUCUACUGGUGAGCACGUUCAGUCAGCAGAAGCAGCUGACAUGGUUGCUUUCAGCCGUGCAGAACAUGCGACAGGAAUGAAGGUGGAUGCCGGAGACAAUACGUUUCCUCCAAGCAUUCCUGAGCAGCUGUCUCUCGAAAAGCAAGAGGCAAAGGAGGUGCAAGGUAUGCAGAGAGCCGAGGCAGCAGCAACAUCAGAUGCAGCAGACGCAGCGGAUGCAGAAGAUGCAGAUGACGCGGCAGGCACAGACAAGGACAAAGAGGAGGAGACGGGAGAACGGGCAGCCAGGCCAAAAGACGAGGAUGAGGCAGUGCACGAGAAAGAUGUAGCCGCAAGAUCUACUGGUGAGCACGUUCAGUCAGCAGAAGCAGCUGACAUGGUUGCUUAUGGCCUUGCAGAACAUGCGACAGGAAUGAAGGUGGAUGCUCCAGAUGCCGGAGACAAUACGUUUCCUCCAAGCAUUCCUGAGCAGCUGUCUCUCGAAAAGCAAGAGGCAAAGGAGGUGCAAGGUAUGCAGAGAGCCGAGGCAGCAGCAACAUCAGAUGCAGCAGACGCAGCAGAUGCAGAAGAUGCAGAUGACGCGGCAGGCACAGACAAGGACAAAGAGGAGGAGACUGGAGGAAGGGCAGCCAGGCCAAAAGACGAGGAUGAGGCAGUGCACGAGGAAGAUGUAGCCGCAAGAACCAGCGAGGAGAACGUUCAGUCAGCAGAAGCAGCUGAAAUGGUUGCUUUCAGCCUUGCAGAACAUGUGACAGGGAUAAAGUUGGCUGAUAUCUCAUCUGCAAGCUUACCGCAGAAGCCAGCAGACAUGUCCCAGGAGCUGCCAGCUGCAAGAUUGCAAGACCAGCCAGCGGACAUGGCCGAUGAUGAGUCAGUUGCAAGCAUGCAGGAUCGGCCAGCGGACAUGGCAAAUGACAUGUCAGGUGCAAGCCUGCACGAGACGCCAGCUGAUGUGGCCGAUGAUCACUUAAUUACAAGCAUUCCGGAGAAGCCAGCAGACAUGGCUGACGAUGAGUCUAUCGCAAGCCAGCAGGACAAGCUGGCGGUCAUGACCGAGGAUCGACCUGCUGCACAAGUGCAGCACCAGCCAGCGGACAUGACUGAUGACCAAUCAAUUGCAAGCUUGCAGGAGAAGCCGUCAGACAUGGACGAGGAUGAGUCGGUUACAAGCAUGCAAGAGAAGCUAUCGGACAUGGCCGAGGAUGAGUCAGUUGUAAGCACUACGGAGAAGCCAGCAGACAUGAAUGAGGAUCAGUCAGCUGCAAGCUUUCAGAGGCCCGCAGACAUGGCCGAGGCUCAAAGCGGCCCCAGCUCUGCUCGCCAGCAUCCAUCCACCCUGCCGAAACGGGUCAUGAGAUACAGAGAUUCUAGCAGCUCAGAGGAGAGCGAGAUGGAAAGCCCGGCCGAUCAGUCAGCUGGCAAGCCACCAGAUGCUGAGAAGGAGGAGCCACCAGAUGCCACAGGCGCUGAGUCUGUGGGCAUCAGGGCAAAAAACCCAAAUCCAGAAGUCAAGCAUCUGAAGGUUGCCAGGAUGGACGCCCGAGCUGAGGAUGCCGAGCUGCCGGAGUUCCUGUCGGCCACGUGGCAGGACGUGGAGGGCUCUCUGGUGCUCUCUGAGAGCGCCAGCCCGGCACGACGGAAGGGUGUGCUGGCAGACUCGGAAGACUUGGACGUGCAAAACAAUCCAAAGCCUCGGAAGCCUUAGUCCGGACACCUCGCACAGUAUUGCAGGGUAGAUCGGCAGCUCCUCCCGGUGUCCGGACGAGCCAAGAUGUCGCGACCUUGAAGGAGAAGGUGUUGCCGACGGGUGGCAGAUGGGCAGAUGGCGAUGAUGGCUACAGCAGUCCUCUUUGCACUACGUGAGCGGAACUCGAACCACGCAGUCGGUGUCGCGAAGGUCUUCCUGAGAGCAGAGCCAAGAAUUCGGUCGUUUGAUCGUGCAAGAUGAAUUCAGUGCCCCAAGAAUCGAAUAAACA
Messenger RNA from Effrenium voratum, 4194 nucleotides. NCBI's taxonomy places the organism in Eukaryota, Dinophyceae, Suessiales, Symbiodiniaceae. The record is from the annotation of a GenBank genome assembly.